CUCAAAAGCUUCUCCCUUACAAAAGAUAAAUUCCUACCUUUCGACUAGAAGCAUUUCCGUCAUUCUCUCUUUCAAACAAAUUUCAUCACAAGCGAUGGCUAUCCGCGUCCCUUCAGUACUUUCUAAUGCAAGGCAAAUACUUACUAGAAAUCAGCAAGUAGUUCCAAAGGGUUAUAUUCCAGUUUAUGUAGGUGAUCUGGCUGAUAAGAAGAGAUAUAUGGUGCCGCUUUCUUACUUAAGCCACCCUGCAUUCCAAGACCUGUUACAACAUGCUGAAGAAGAGUUCGGGUUUAAUCUUACUAUGGGAGGUCUCACAAUUCCUUGCUCUGAAGAAAAAUUCUUCAGCCUAACUUCUGAGCUGAAGUGUUAAAUGAAAGAUGAAGAACAAACCAAUCUGUCAUACUUUCUACUCUUAACUUAGGGGUUUUUUCAUGAAUGUAUAUUCAUCUUAGACAAACUAACAUUGUACAGAUAUACUUUUCCCCCAUCUGCAUCAUUCAGAUCGGUGGUUCUCAUUAUA
This is a messenger RNA of Chenopodium quinoa (quinoa), 520 nucleotides long. Its product is annotated as auxin-responsive protein SAUR21-like. The coding region runs from base 95 to 370 and encodes 91 amino acids. NCBI's taxonomy places the organism in Eukaryota, Viridiplantae, Streptophyta, Magnoliopsida, Caryophyllales, Amaranthaceae. The record is from RefSeq and is a predicted model, not a curated record. Gene Ontology annotation, biological process: response to auxin. The transcript has a single exon.